Ziziphus jujuba (common jujube) is the source of this 5454-nucleotide messenger RNA. RefSeq names its product probable disease resistance protein At4g27220. NCBI's taxonomy places the organism in Eukaryota, Viridiplantae, Streptophyta, Magnoliopsida, Rosales, Rhamnaceae. The transcript has 4 exons. Bases 39 to 4691 code for a protein of 1550 amino acids. Gene Ontology annotation, molecular function: ADP binding. The record is from RefSeq and is a predicted model, not a curated record.
AAAAAAAAAAAAAAAAAAACAGUAGAUUGGAGGUAAGCAUGGAUCAGUUCAUUAUCUCAAUUUGUGCAAAAAUUAGUGAAUAUACAGUUGCACCAGUUGUUCAUGGAUUGGGUUAUUCCUGCCACUACAAAACAAAUGUAGACAACCUUAAGACGCAAAUUCAGCUUUUGGAAGGUGCAAAAGACCGCGUGCAACAUUCGGUUGAUGAGGCUACAAGAAACGGUGAGGAAAUUGAAGCUGAUGUUCAUAAUUGGGUGAUCAGGGUAACCAACGUUGCUAAAAAUGCUGGAGAUUUUUUCAAACAUGAAGACCAUGCGAAUCCCAUGUGUUCUUGCAAGAUCUUUCAAAUGUUGGUGUCAAGACAUAAGCUGAGCAAGAAAGCAGAGACCAUGGCUAAGGCUGCCGAUGCUGAAAUCAAACUUGCAAUCACAAUAUUAUCCCAAAAGGUUUCUUAUGCUGUCCCUCCAAAGGGCGUCAUUGAAUUCGGACAUGGUGGCUACAUGACUUUUGAUUCAAGAAUCUACACCAUCAAGAACAUUAUGGAUACUUUAAGAAAUCCUAAUGUUAGGAUGGUUGGGAUUUAUGGCAUGGCUGGCAUCGGAAAAACCAUGCUUGCUAAAGAGGUUGCUAGACAAGCCAUGGAAGAGAAGUUAUUCGAUAAGAUGGUUAAGGUCACUAUAUCCCAAACUCCUGAUGUUAAAAAUAUUCAAAGAGAAAUUGCAGAGCAUCUAGGCCUAAAACUUGAUGAGGAAAGCAUAUCUGUUAGAGCAGAACGAUUGUCUCGUCGUCUGGGGCAAGAAAAGAAGAUCCUUGUAGUUCUAGAUGAUGUCUGGAAGAAAUUGGAGCUGCAUGAAGUGGGAAUUGCUUUUGGGAAUGACAAGAACGGAUGCAAGAUACUGCUCACCUCAAGGUUUGAAGAUGUGGUGCAGAGUGAAAUGGGAGCUGAGAAGAUAUUCUUGCUUGGAGUUUUAUAUGAUAAUGAAGCAAAAGAUUUGUUUGGAAAAAUUGUGGGGGAUUCAAUGAUGAAGAACCCCGAGUUCCAACCUUUGGCAAGCGAUAUUAUCAAAGAAUGCGAAGGCUUACCAAUUGCUAUAGAAACGGUUGCAAAUGCAUUGAAGAACAGAAAAUCUCCUUUAUGGGAAAAUGCCUUGCAAGAGCUAAGAAGGUCUGUUCCAACUAACAUCAAAGGCAUGCACGAAAAAGUCUAUUCGAGUAUAAAGCUGAGUUAUAACUAUUUAGAAAGUGAUGAAGCAAAGUUGAUGCUGCUAUUUAUUGGUUUAUAUCCAGAAGAUUAUUACAUAGCCUUUAUCACCUUCUUCAUAUGUGGCAUUGGAUUGGAAUUAUUUCAAGGAAUCAAAGGAUUAGAACAGGCUGAUAACAAGGUGGUUACACUGGUUGAGAGUCUAAAGACUUGUUGUUUUCUGUCGGAUGGUCCUCUCCCUCGUACGGUCACAAUGCAUGAUGUAAUUCAAGAUGUUGUCAUCUCAAUUGGGUCCCAGGAAAAGCAAAUGUUUCGCUUUAGAAAUUAUGAUCCGGAGGUGGAAGACAGUAAAAAACUCAAAGAUGCAACCGCAAUUUCACUGCUGUAUAGCACUGAUGAUCCUCGACUUCCUGAAAGGUUAAAAUGUCCGCAACUCAAGUUUCUUUUAGUGCUCUGCUAUAAUCUAUCUCUAUGGAGUGAUCAUUAUUCCCAAAUGUCAAACCAUUUUUUUGAAGAAAUAAAGGAUCUUAGAGUUCUAGAGUUGUAUCAUUUGUGUUUAACAACUCUGCCUAGAUCAUUUUGUUUCCUUCAAAAUCUUCAAAGUCUAGGUCUGUACGAAUGUGACUUAGGAGAUGUGGCUUUGAUUGGAGAGUUGAAGAGUUUGAAAAUUCUUGUUAUUGUUGGCUCUAAUAUCGUGGAAUUGCCAAAACAAAUAGGGCAGCUGACUCGUCUACAGUUAUUAUGUGUGACUGGUUGUCCCAAACUUGAAGUGAUCGAACGCAGUGUCAUAUCAAGUUUAAUACAUUUGGAAGAGUUGGAUUUCACAAAUAGCUUCACAAAAUGGGAUAUGGAUAGACUCAAUACUGACAGAAGAAAUGCUAGUCUUAUUGAGUUAAAGAAUUUGUCUCGAUUGAGCGCCUUACGUAUACACAUACCGGAUUUUAACACUCUGCCAAAAGGCUUGUUUUCUAUGAAGUUGACGAAAUAUUUCAUAAUAAUAGGACGUUUUCAGAUGCGCAUCUCAAAUGAUAUUUAUAAAAUGAGAUCAAGUUUAAAUUGUUCAAGAAUAUUGGGACUUGAGCUCAACAUAAGAAGAUUGUGGGACGAUCCUGGUCUUGAAAUGUUGUUGAAAAGAUCUGAAGAUCUCUUACUAUACCGACCAAAAGGCGUGAACAAUCUUGUUCCUGAAUUAGAUCGAGAGGGUUUCCCACAGUUGAAGUGUCUCAUAAUUGCGAAGAACGAUGAUAUGGAAUGCAUCAUUAAUCCCAUGGAGCAAAAUCAUCCCUGCUCUGCUUUUCUAAGCUUGGAGGUAUUGUAUCUUAAGAAACUAAUGAACUUGGAAAAGAUAUGCCAUGGCAAACUUUCAACAGAUUCUUUUGGCAAAUUAAGAGCUGUAAUUGUGGAAGAUUGUGAUAGAUUGAAGAAUCUCUUCUCGUUCUCCAUUGCCAAACAGCUUGAGGAACUUAAUGUUAUCAAAUGUAAGAUAAUGACAGAGAUAGUUAUUUAUUUAAGAGACGAUGAUCCCUGCAUCAUUCCUGCUGAAGCGAUUGCUAAGUUUGAGUUUCCUCAGUUGCAGUCUUUGACUUUGGAAUCUUUACCCGAGCUCGUUUAUUUUUUCCAUGAUGGAUCUGAGGCCCCUUUCACAAGUCAAAAAGAAGAUAUAGGUCGCAUAUCUUUGUUCAACACAAUGGUUGCAUUUCCUAGCUUGAAGUCUUUAACAUUGUCUGCAGUCAACUCCGAAAUGUUAUGGCCAGACCAACUUCCAGAAACCUUCAAGAUGCAGAAUCUAAAAAGCUUGAGGGUUGACGGCUGCAAUAGUUUAAAGCAUAUAUUAUCUUUUUCUAUGGCCCGAAGCCUUGUACAGCUUCAGCACCUAGAGGUACGUCAAUGUACUGUUAUGGAAGAGGCACUAACCAUAAAUGAUCUAAGAAACUCAGACGGGAUGGAUAAGAAACUGCUUCCCAAUCUAAAAUCUUUGCAUUUAGAAGAACUCCCAAACCUCAAAAGGUUUUGCUCCAAAAGUUGGAUAAAAUUCCUUACCAUGGAGAGAUUGAGUAUAGAUGCUUGUCCAAAAUUGGAAGUUGCAGAUUUACUUGGAGAGCUAAAGAAUUUAAAAUCCCUCUGCCUUUCUAGGUUAGAUAUUGUGGAGCUUUUGAGAGAAAUAGGACAAUUAACUUGUCUGCAGUCAUUAACUUUGAUAGAUUGUCCUAAACUUGAAAUGAUUGAACCCAAUAUCAUAUCAUGCUUACUAAGUUUAGAAGAAUUGAAAUUUCAAAAUAGUUUUACAAAAUGGGAGACUGAAGGAGUCAUCGGUGAAAAGAGUAAUGCACAUCUUUCCGAAUUAAAGAAUUUGGCUCAUUUAUCCACCUUACAUCUAGCUGUACCAGAUGUCAACAGUUUGCCAAAAGAUUUGUUUAGUACAAAACUGAAAAGAUAUAACAUAAAUAUAGGAGAAGACGAGCUCAAUGAGUUCAAGAAUUAUAACAAUUCGAGAAAGUUGGAGCUCAAACUCAACACAAGCAGUCUAUUAGAUCAGCAUGCGGGCCUUAAAAUUCUAAUGAAAGGGUCUGAAGAAUUGGGUUUAAAUGGAUUGGAGGGUCUGAACAAUGUUGUUUAUGAUUUAGAUUGGGAGGGUUUUCCACAAUUGAAGUUUUUUAAAUUCCAAAAUAAUGUUGGAAUUCAAUACAUAAUCAACUCAAUGGACAAGAUUCAUCCUUUUAGUGCCUUUGUAAGCUUGGAGUCUUUGGUUCUUGAAAAAUUGGUGAACCUUGAAAAACUCUGUCAUGGGAAACUCACAGACAAGUGUUUUGGAAAGUUACGAGAGAUAGAUGUAAGUAAUUGUAACAGAUUGAAGAGUCUUUUCUCAUUAUCUGAAGCAAAAAUUCUUUCGAAACUUGAAGAAAUCAGAGUGGCUGACUGCAAUAUGAUGGAGGAAAUAGUUAUCCAUGAAAUAGAAGAUGAUAACCAAAACAUUAGCAACAAAGUUGCUAAUAAGAUUGUCUUUCCAGAACUACAUUCCUUGAAGCUUAAAUCUCUUCCGAAAUUUGUACAAGUUUUCACUGAAAUGGAGACAAAUGGCACAUGUCCGAUUGGAGAGGAGGAAUUGGUUGCAACUAAUUUUCCCAUACCCUUUUCCAACGAAAAGGUUAAAUUUCCUAAGUUGAAAGCAUUGACACUGAAAGGUAUUGGCACCCCGAAUACAAUAUGGAAUUGUCAGGAUGAAGGCCAGCUCGGAGAUGAUAUAGAACAUGCUGGAAUACUUUCCCGUUUGGAAGGAUUAAAACUGAGUGAGCUGCCUCAGUUGAUGCAUUUAUGGGAGGAGGAUUACCACCCCGUAGGAAGAGCCUUCCACAACUUGAAAGCUCUAUUUGUGAGUAGAUGUGACAGAUUGAAGAACCUAGUGCCGUGUUCGAUAUCUUUCGAAAACUUGAGAUAUCUCAGUGUCAAAAUGCCAUGGAAUGGAGAAUUUAUUAACACCUUCAACAGCUAAAAGUCUGUCACAAUUGAGAAGAAUGAUCAUCACUGAAUGCAGAAGAAUGAUACAAAUAGUGGGAGAUCAUCAAAAGGGAAGUGAUGAAAGUGAAGGUGAAAUUGUCUUUUCUCGUUUGCAAGUUUUGGAACUUGGCAAUCUGCCCAGCCUAACGAGUUUCUAUUCAGGAAGUAAUCAUAUCUUGAGAUUUCCAAAUUUGGAAGGGGUAUUUGUAAAGUCCUGCUGUCAGAUGCGGAGUUUCUGCAAUGGAGAAGUUAGCACUCCGGAACUGAAGAAAUUAAUAUUAAGUGCAGUGAAGGAAGAUGAAUAUCAUAGUGAUGAUGAGUAUUCUAUAGAUGGGGAUGAUGAUUAUGAAGAUGAAGAAUGGGAUGUUGAUGAUAAGUAUGGUGAUCGGCCAAUGAUGGAGUUAAAGGAGGGUGAUAUUAAUGCCACUAUUAGACAAUUAUCAGAAAGCGGCCCGGUUGAUACUUGAUAGCAAGGGUCGCGUUGAAUUGAACUCACUAGAAGUGUAUUUGAUUAAUUUUAGUUCAUUCAAAUUUCAUAUAGUUUAGCUAAAAUUUCAUAUGGCUUGAAUUUUAUGCUAAAACUGAGAAAUUUGAGAUUGUUUCUUUUGGAUGAACCACACUAGUACCUGUGAAUUUCAAUUAUAAGUUAUUUAUGUUUUUAUUUAACUCUUUGUAUUUAUUAACUAAAAAAGUUAUACUCUGAAAAGUUUCAAAUCCACCGGCUACCGAGACAAUGAAAAAAACAACAUUCAUGUUUC